Messenger RNA from Trichomonas vaginalis G3, 757 nucleotides. RefSeq lists its product as uncharacterized. Lineage: Eukaryota; Parabasalia; Trichomonadida; Trichomonadidae. The record is from RefSeq and is a predicted model, not a curated record. The transcript has a single exon. The annotation marks the transcript as partial.
AUGUACGCCGCUCAGAAUAUAACGCCAACAGUUUUGGAUGCCAUGAACGGAAAUGUUUCCGAAUGGUAUAACGAAUGCGACAAUGCCAGUAGAAGGUCAGAAAUAGUUCCUGGAACUUACGAAUAUACAACUGCUGUUUCUUAUGGAAACGUAGGUGAGUUUGGAGAAGGUUCUUCAACAACAGUAGAUAUUGCUUGCGACAGGUUUCAUAUUAUUUCUAUUGACAACUCAUUCUUAUACGUGGAACAAGACAUUGAAAUAAAACCUUCUGCCAAGUUGUCUGACAAGAAAGGUUGCAAUGGAAUUUUCUAUGUCGGAUACCAAUAUGCUCCAGAAGUUUUCAUGGGAUAUAAGAUAUAUUCUAACUCUGACUUAGUUCAAACAGUAACAUGGGCAAACUAUGAAUGGUUCGCUUUGAGAAACUCAGUACAACCACAAGCUAGAGAACAAACAGACCAGUAUGCCACCAUUGAGAAAAUAAGAAGACUUGACCCUAACGUUCCAGGAGUUUAUGUUAACCUUUCUGGUUCAGAUGGAACUGCUGCCACUAAAGUAAAACUGAAACUUAGAGUUCCUUUGUCAUCUUUCCUCAUCUUCAGGUUUUUAAGAUACUUGCCAAACUGGGCAGGAAAAAUUUCUAUUGAACUUACUCCAAGCAAAAAUAACUUAGUCAUUGCACCAACACAAGACCCAUUCACUAUUACAGACGUAAAGGGAACAAAUCAAACGUCAUUUGCCGAAUUUUGCAAAGACAAAG